GGUUUCGGCUUUCGCGAUGCCUCCGCCAGCUAUUGCUGCUCAUUACAUACUCACGGCACUUGGGCAUGUGGAUAGACGUGGCGAACGGGUACGCUUUCAUGGGGUAGCAUUAACGGCCCCCACCACCGACCAACCGCCCGCCCGCCCACCGUCACUUCUACACACAAUACACUGGGAGGAACAACAACAUCGGAGCAUUGCACACCACACACACACACACUCACUGCUCUGGUGGCUCGGCCUGCUAAUCGCUUCUGCUCGCCUGCUGGCUGCUUAUGUUUAUUUGUAUAUAUCGAGCAACACAAACGCACACAGCCCAUAUGCAAAGCAAUACCCGCCCGGCACAUCGCAUCGCAUCACAACGCUAGCUACACCACACUACCCUGUACGGCAAAUGGCUGUCCUGCCCCCCGCCGGAUACCAUCCGCAGCCAUCAGUGUUCGGCCAUCAGACGAGCACGUGUCUGGGUAAAAGCUUAGACAACAACCACAAACUUGUUCGAACUGGGGGGAAACUCUCCACUCUCCAAACGGUCGCCUCGGUACAUUUCCAAUGCCUGUUGAUAAGAAUGGCGGGCGAUGCAAAAAGAAAUAAUAAUAAGGGACCGACAGACUUAAUUAUCGUAUGACAGAAAGAAGCCUGCGAGGGGCACGAUGAUCCACACAUGGAGAAAAAAGGCCCAAAUAAACAGGAAAAGCUCUUUUACAAAAGUUUCUUCACUCUCCCCCAAACAUAAAUUAUUUUUAGAUAACUAUAGCAGUACUAGUAACUUUUUUAGUUGAAUCUCCAAGCAAACUAAAACAUAAACCUUGUUUCUGUUUUUCUGAGUGAACAAUAAACAAAAGAAUCGGAUCGGCUUUCACUUUAAUCUGAGGCAACUGCGUUUAGUGCACUUGCAGCGGCGUACGCACAAUCUCGAGCCCAGCCCCAAGAGAAUCCGGAUCUGCAAGAUGCUCCUCCCAGUUCUGUGCUCGGUUGUGGGUGUCGUCCUGAUCGCUGGGACCCAGCUGCCGGUCCUGGGUCUGGCCAUCACCAACGGCCACUGCCAGAAGAACAUCAGUGUCAAGUACCAGGUGCCAGUGACCAAGAACCGAGUCGUAGGCUCCGGAAAUGCUGACAACUAUGUGGUUUACGAGGAGCGGGUGCGUUGGGACAACAUCCAGGUGUGCUGCCCCGGCUACCGCACCAUUCUCUUCGGAUUCUGUGAACCCGUCUGUCAGGAGCCCUGCCCCAUGCACAGCUACUGCGGCGAGCCGGACCGCUGCCACUGUCUGCGCGGCUACGAGCCCUCCCACCUCCACCAGCAGCCCGUCCAUCGGCACCACCAGCUCACCUGCCGCCCGGUCUGUCAGGGCGGGUGUCCGGAGCACAGCCACUGCGUGGCCCACAACGAGUGCCAGUGCCGUCCGGGUUUCAAGGACGCCAGCAGCUGGUUCAGCCUCAGCCUGCGCUGCGAAAGAAUACAGUGCGGCCAUGAGCAGCGCUUCGAUCCUGCCCGUCGGGCCUGCGUCCAGAUCGAAAUGAGCAUGGAGGAGCUGAUGCAGCGCGUCGCCGACCGGCUGGCCAAGGGACUGGAGACGGAGGCCACCACCGAGCCGGAGGAGCCGUAGGUUGAAGUACACUUCAUGCCGUAGGUUGAAGUACACUUCAUGUCAUUCUAUACCUUUUAAGUCGCCCCAAAGUGUGUCUAUUUAAUUUUUCUCUAAGAGAUCUUCAAGAUUGGAUAUUAAAUCACGCUAAGCUGAAAAAUGGAUCUUAAUAUAAAUAAAAAAAUAAAUAUAUAUUCUACCAACCUUAAAAAGCUAGUGUCUAAAAUAUAAAUUUAUAUCCCUUCAACCCUUGAAGCCCUCAGCAUACAUCCUUUAUAUUUAGCUACAAGUUUAUUGUCGCUCUUCAGGCAAUAAAAAACAGUUGGCACAACCAA
Molecule: messenger RNA, 1924 nt
Organism: Drosophila ananassae
Lineage: Eukaryota; Metazoa; Arthropoda; Insecta; Diptera; Drosophilidae
Exons: 3
Coding region: 951-1610 (219 amino acids)
Source: RefSeq, a predicted model, not a curated record